Molecule: messenger RNA, 2308 nt
Organism: Equus caballus (horse)
Lineage: Eukaryota; Metazoa; Chordata; Mammalia; Perissodactyla; Equidae
Gene: CCDC25
Product: coiled-coil domain containing 25
Source: RefSeq, a predicted model, not a curated record
UCGCCAGGAUUAAAGAUGGCGCUGACGGGUCGGCUUUUUGACGUGCCCCGACGUCCGCCGGAAGUGCGCGGAAGGCUUCCGGGGGACCCGUGGCCUCGGCGCGUAUGGUAUCCUGGGCUGCGCGAGUUGAGCGCUGUUGCUGCGCGCUGGAGUCCUUGCGCCGCCGCCGCCGCCGCCGCCGCCGCCGGGAUCAUGGUGUUCUACUUCACCAGCAGCAGUGUUAACUCAUCUGCUUACACUAUUUACAUGGGCAAGGAUAAAUAUGAAAAUGAAGACCUAAUAAAGUAUGGCUGGCCUGAGGAUAUUUGGUUUCAUGUGGACAAACUCUCUUCUGCUCAUGUAUACCUUCGAUUACAUAAGGGGGAGACGAUAGAAGACAUUCCAAAGGAAGUACUGAUGGACUGUGCCCAUCUUGUGAAGGCCAAUAGCAUUCAAGGCUGCAAGAUGAACAACGUUAAUGUGGUAUAUACACCGUGGUCUAACCUGAAGAAAACAGCUGACAUGGAUGUGGGACAGAUAGGCUUUCACAGGCAAAAGGAUGUGAAAAUUGUGACAGUGGAGAAGAAAGUGAAUGAGAUCCUGAACCGAUUAGAAAAGACCAAAAUGGAGCGGUUCCCAGACCUAGCGGCAGAGAAAGAAUGCAGAGACCGUGAAGAGAGGAAUGAGAAAAAAGCCCAAAUUCAGGAAAUGAAAAGGAGAGAAAAGGAAGAGAUGAAGAAGAAGAGGGAAAUGGAUGAACUUAGGAGCUAUUCAUCGCUAAUGAAAGUUGAGAAUAUGUCUUCAAAUCAGGACGGCAAUGAUUCAGAUGAAUUCAUGUGAAUGGAGAAAAGGACCUUUUUAAAGAUAUAAAUUUAGGGACAGUUGCAGAUGUUUUGAUUUCAUCCAUGUUCUGAGUUAUAAAAAACAACCAACCAAAAUUCUACCUUCACAAAAAUAUUACCAACUUUGGAGUUUUAAAGAAAAUUGUUCCCCUUUUUGCUGACAGAAAAGGAUCAGAUACAUAUAAUAUAGUUGGACUUGAAGACAGCAUAUAACUGAGGAAAGUGAAAAUAUUUUUGCCGGAACAUGUCCUUGUACCUCAUGAAACUUGCCUGCCCUCGUUCGUGGGAUAGACUUUAGAACAAUCCACCUCUGAAAAGUAUUUCUGUUGCUGUGGUCUGUCCCUGAAAACAAAUGUCUUGAAAAGCUUUUCAUAUUCUUAAAAUAGCCUCACUUUUGUUAAGAAGAAUGUAUUGGUGAGCAAUAUUUGCGAAUGUUCCCCUCAUCCCCAAUUUCCUGAUGAGAAAAAAAGCAUAUGUUUUGAAGAUAUAGUGAUAUUUUCAGAAGAUGGCUGGCUUCAGUAUUCACGUUCCUUUGUGUUGUCUGAGUCUGUUAGCAGAAUUGUCCUCAGCUCUCAGCUUGUCCUAGCUUCUACAUUCUACAUCCUGAGUGAGUGAGGGCCUCCACCUAGGCACCAUCAUACUUAAAGGAAUAGUCGGUGUUAGUCAAGUGUGGGCCUUGGGGCAGUUUUUGCUUGAGCACCAAGUAACCGAAGCUGCAUAUAGUACAACUUCCAGGCUCUGGAGUCAUUUCUCAGCACUGAGGGGAGAAAUAGGAAGGGAUGUUCUGUGAAUCAUUUUGAAGAUGUAGUUACCCAAUUUUUGUCUUGGAAUACGGCAUAAAGCAAAAGUUCAUGUUGCAAUUAUGAUUUUAGAAGAAUUAAGCAUUUCACUAGCCAGCCAAGUAAUUUGUUUAUCUUGAAAUAAUAUUUAUUUUGAGUUGUGACCCCAGAGUUCCGAUUUCUCAAUUGUAGACUCAGUAACUUACUAUGUAACAGUGCUACUCAUUCAAACCACCUGCUCUCCAGUGUGAUUCUGAAUAGAAGAUAUAUUUUUAUUGCAGCAUGUAAGGCAACCCCUGUAGAAAGAGACAAAACAGAAAAAUGAAAGGGAAAGAGAACAAAGCGUGCAGGUCAGGAGGCAUACAAAUUCACAUUUUAACCACACCCAGAGCCAUACACGCAGCAUUCUUCUUCUUAAGUCUAUUCCAACCCAACAAAAAUUAUCUCUUCUUCGAGGAUUCUAUCUGUAAUAGCACUUUGGGACUGUGGGUAAAACCAAAAGACUUCAGUCUUUCUAUUUAUCCCAACUUGGUGUAUGGGGUUGAACUGGAAAAUUCCCUGAGGCAGAACUCGGCCAAAUUUUGAGAUGGAGUAUAGGAGAUGACUCCAGAAAUUAGUAAUUUUGCGUGUGUGUAUUCCGAUGAUAUUCAGCCUGGAGUUUUGUGAUUUAAAAAUAUAAUAAAGAGUCAUUUUUUAUUUGGAAGGACA